UAUGGCAGCGGCGGCGGCGGUGCCCAGCUUUGGGGAGCUGGGAGUGCGCGAGGAGCUUGUAGACGCCUGCACCAAGCUCGGAUGGAAGGCACCCACGCCCAUCCAGGUGGAGGCGCUCCCGCUGGCUCUGCAAGGCCGGGACUUGAUCGGCCUCGCGCAGACUGGAUCCGGGAAGACAGCGGCUUUCGCGCUGCCUAUACUUCAAGCGCUGUUCCAGCAAUGCCACCCAUUCUUUGCGUGCGUCCUGUCUCCCACCAGGGAGCUGGCCAUCCAGAUAUCGGAGCAGUUUGAAGCGCUAGGAUCACAAAUCGGCGUCAGGAGCGUGGCUAUUGUUGGAGGCGUCUCUAUGGUGGAUCAGGCUGUUGCGCUGGGCAAGAACCCGCAUAUUGUGGUAGCCACACCUGGAAGGCUGCUGGAUCACCUCACAAACACAAAAGGCUUUAGCUUGCGAAACGUCAAGUACCUGGUGCUUGAUGAAGCGGACAAGAUCCUGCACAACGAUUUCGAGAAGGAGGUCGAUGAGAUCCUCAAGGUUGUCCCUCGGGAGAGGAAGACGUUCCUCUUCUCUGCUACAAUGACAAACAAGGUGGCAAAACUUCAACGAGCCUGUCUUCGAAAUCCGACAAAGGUGGAAGUCUCCUCCAAAUACACUACCGCUCUUACCCUGAAACAAGAGUAUGUCUUUGUUCCUGCCAAGCACAAGGACUGUUACUUUGUAUUCCUGCUAAACGAGAUGGCGGGGAGUACGGCAAUGGUUUUCACAAGAACCUGUGACAGCACGAGGCGGCUGGCAUUGAUUCUCCGUAGCCUUGGAUUCGGUGCUAUCCCCAUCAGCGGCCAGAUGAGCCAGUCCAAGCGCUCGGGUGCCUUGUUGAAGUUCAAAGCUGGCGACAGAAACCUGCUCAUAUGUACUGACGUCGCCAGUCGUGGCCUCGACAUCCCAUCUGUGGAUGUGGUCAUCAACUACGACAUACCAACAAACUCCAAGGAUUACAUACAUCGCGUAGGAAGAACGGCCCGAGCUGGGAGGUCCGGGCGUGCAAUAUCCAUUGUCACCCAGUACGACGUGGACCUGUACAAGAGGAUAGAGGACUUGAUUGGCAUGACUCUCCCCGAGUUUCCAGCAAAGGCGGACGAGGUCUUGUUACUCGAGGAGCGCGUCAGUGAGGCGCAGAGACUAGCUGCAAUGGUUUGUACUCUUCUUUAUUCUAUGUACUGGUUGGUUGGAUUACAUUUUCUUGUGUGUGUGCAGCACAUCCGAGAGAAGGACGCGUCCAAGAAAUCCAAGAAGCGGCGGAACGGCGACGACGAUGAGGCAGACGAUGGUGGCUAUGUGGCUGGAAAGAGGAAGCAGUCGAAGAAGCGCUAGAAGGAGCACGUCCUGGUGAAGUACUGGCGCUGGGGAGGCAGGGUGGCCACAAGCCUCUUGCUGCGCAAGUCGAUCUCUCGGGCCUCUUGACAGAAGGCGCAGGGGAAGCACAGGCAGUGGACGCAGCAGUCACAGAGAGGAGACUCUGGGAGGUGGAACACGGAUCGCAGCUUGCGCCUGUACCAGCACGAGUAUGCGCAUCCGCACAGGCACGACUGGAGGAGGAACCAGAGCAGACAGGCAGCCACGCACGAAGUCUGGCCCCCGUCGAGAAUCUCCACGUUCCUUCCCAGCGCCACACAGGGGCACAAACAGCCCAAGACACAAGUGGGGAUGUCCGUCAAGCAAUCGCACAAACCCGACUGCCACCCCUCCUCGUCGCCGCCGCCGGACACAAACCCCGCCUCCGCGUAUCGUUGAUAGGCAGCCGCAUAGGCCUCGUCGCCACUGGAAGCCAUCGCCGAUCGCCAAAUAGUAUCAACCCUAGCUUAAAUUAAAUCCCUUUGAAGACCA
This is a messenger RNA of Selaginella moellendorffii, 1882 nucleotides long. RefSeq names its product DEAD-box ATP-dependent RNA helicase 10. The record is from RefSeq and is a predicted model, not a curated record. The transcript is spliced from 12 exons. Lineage: Eukaryota; Viridiplantae; Streptophyta; Lycopodiopsida; Selaginellales; Selaginellaceae. Gene Ontology annotation, molecular function: ATP binding; RNA helicase activity; nucleic acid binding. The coding region runs from base 2 to 1369 and encodes 455 amino acids.